AUGACGGCUCACAUACCAUUCGUACAGUCUAGUUAUCUGAGAUCCAUCCCGGAAUCUCAUCCGUCCUGCGACUUUGCUGCUGAACCCUUCUCACCUCCCUCACGUUCGAAGUCCAGUCGACGUCGUUCGCGGGCGGCAACCGCCUCCAUUGCAGUUGCUGUUGCCCCGGCCAUUGCCGCCGCCACCACCACCGCGACUACUACCAUCUUAGGUCCAUACUUCGCGACUGAAGAUCAUUUCCGCCCACCGUCUAAAGAAAAGUCCGUCUUAGCCAAACUGGCUGGAACGCGGGAUAACGCAAAGCGGUUCCUCCGUAUGGGGGCUGCAGUCAAUACACACUCGAUGGAAACCCUCAGAGUGCCGCGGACAUCUAGGCCGCGGCCCAUGUCCGAAAUCAUCGUGUCUCCGCAACUUGCGGAGAUGCUAUCUAAUGCAGGCUCGGGAACCGGCCGACCCCGGACAGGCUCUACGUCAACGAUCUCGCCCGUUCCAUCGUCUGUGUUGGAAUCCCCGACUGCUUCAUCAGCUGCGUCUACAGCUCCGUUUCCUGUCAUUCGGAACGAGAAGAUUGUUGCCACAGGAAGUGGCAUCUCCGUUGGCAUUGCCCUCACAGAGCCUGUCCUCUUCCUGGCGGGAUAUGAUCCGAAUGAUCCGAGCACGAAGAAGUCCGCUAUUCUACGGGGACAGUUGCAUUUGAAGAUCACCAAAUGUGUCAAGAUCAAGAAGAUAUCUAUCUGCUUCCGUGGACAUGCGCAGACCGACUGGCCUGAUGGCAUUCCACCAAAAAAGACACAUUUCCAUGAUAAAAAGGACUUGGUGACUCAUGGCGUCAUCUAUUUCAACCAUGGCGAUACGGCCCUGAUGAAAAACGACUAUGGCGCGCACUACUACCAGUAUGCAAAGUCGUCCACUGCCAACUUGAAAGACGGAGUUACGGCGACUACUCGUGAGCUGCGCUCCAAGAAUGGAUCCUCGACGUCUAUGCACAGCGGUCAUAGCAGUCAUAGCGGUCAUACUACCACCAAAGAACUCAAGGCUCUUUCUCUCCAGUCAAAUGCGUCUCGCAGUUUCGGGAAGAAUGAGGCGCCACCCGCAACACAAUCGCACCCUCAACGCAACUACAGAAUGUUCCCGGUUGGCGAUUAUCUCUACAGUUUCGAAUUCCCCAUUGACGGGUCACUCCCGGAAACAAUUAAGACCGAUUUGGGAUUUGUUAGGUAUGACCUGGAAGCGAUCGUGGAACGAGCUGGGGCUUUUCGACCAAACCUCCUGGGUACGAUGGAGGUUCCUGUCAUCCGGACGCCGGCGGAAGGUUCACUGGAACAAGUGGAGCCGAUCGCCAUAUCCCGGAAUUGGGAAGAUCAGCUUCAUUACGAUAUUGUCAUUUCGGGAAAAUCAUUUCCAUUGGGUUCCCAGGUCCCAAUUGCCUUCAAAUUAACGCCCCUCGCAAAGGUUGAGUGCCAUCGAAUCAAAGUAUUCGUGACGGAAAAUAUCCAGCACUGGACGGCGGACAAGAAUGUCCACCGACUUCAGCCGGCAAAGAAAGUGCUGUUGUUCGAGAAACGGGCGGACUCUGCCAGUACCAGCACGUAUCCGGGAAGCUCCAUCCGUGUCACCGCAGGCGGCGGCAUCGACUGGGACCACCGUGCGGCUGCUGCCAGGGGCGAGGAAAUCGUUGAUCGGAGACGGACCAGUUUGCUGGGGGACCUCUCCAGCGAUAUUGGUAUAGGGCCGACGGAGAUGGAGUUCAGCGUACAGUUGCCAACCUGUCACGAAAUGAAGAAUAGACCCGAAUCUCAACGGCUACAUUUCGAUACGACGUAUGAGAAUAUUCAAAUAAGUCAUUGGAUCAAGAUUGUGUUGCGUUUAUCCAAGGUUGAUGAGAGAGAUCCAACCAAACGAAGGCAUUUUGAAAUCUCGAUCGACUCACCAUUCCACCUCCUUUCUUGCAAAGCUACGCAAGCCAACAUCUACCUCCCGGCGUACACGUCUCCUGACAGUGAACCGGCUUCGGUGCAAGAAUGUGAAUGUGGCUGUCAGAGGACAGCCAAGAAAGAUGGACAAUCCACCCCGGUCGCUGACGUCUCUCGCCAGAGUCAGCCAAACAUGUCGCGGAGCUUUACCAGUGGAUCUGGAGGACUAGCUCGCCCUGCUCAAGCUCAUCUGGCUGAUGAUCCUCCUGAUCGGAUUCAACGCCCGAUACAUCUGCUUCGGUUCCCGUCGUUUGCCCCACCAGCCUUCGAGGAGGUCCCGCCCCCACCGCCGUUGAUAACACCGCCCCCGGAUUACUCUUCGAUCGUGGGUAAUAAUGAUCGGGAGGCUGUUCUUGAGGACUACUUCCAGCGGCUGUCCAGCUAUGAGGAACAUGCAGACGACGAUCGAGGCCGAGGACGUGUUGAUGUGCCUCUCACACCAGGGGGGCGUGUCAACCGCAGCAUGGAUGUUCCCCGCGACUGGGUGCGGUUGGAUGCAUAG
Monascus purpureus is the source of this 2475-nucleotide messenger RNA. The record is from the annotation of a GenBank genome assembly. NCBI's taxonomy places the organism in Eukaryota, Fungi, Ascomycota, Eurotiomycetes, Eurotiales, Aspergillaceae.